AUGGAUAGUAAUAGCUCAGAGGUAGCUUAAAGAAAUAUAUAGACUGGUAAAAAAACUCUGCAUUUCGGAGCAAUGGUAUACAUUUGCUUUGAAAAUGAAAGAGGAGAGGAGUUUUUUACAACAGCAGAAGGUUUUACAAAAAAUAAAAUUAGGCUUAAAUAAACUCAAACAAUGGAGAAAGAUGCAAACUUUACUUCAGGACUUUUUAAAAUAUUGCCCCCAUUUUAUGAUAAUGAGUAUAUUAAAACAAAGCAAGUUUCUGAUCAAAAGAAGCAAGAAAAAAAAGAAAAGAAAAGAUCUUUUAAUCGUAGAGCUGCAAGAUAAGAAAUACCUAAAUAGAUAAAAUUAAUGGAAGAAGAAGCUCAAUUAAAUUAUGACUAAUAUGAAAAGCUUAAAGGAACACCUGUUUUAUAUGGUCAGACAAUUCAAUUAUUGCACCAUAAUUCAAAUAAAUAUCUAUAAUUCGAUUAGAAGAGUGUUUCAGAUUUUGAGAGCGAUAAUCUGAAAGUAAGUUUAAAUGAAGAGUAUUCUGAGGAAACAUAAUUUAGAAUAUUACCUUGUUUUAGUUAUUAACAAGAAAGUUAAGGACUGAUCUUCGAUCAAGAUACUGUAUAUGUUGUUAGUACUAUAGAUUCUAGAAAUAGUGUUGGUGAUCCAUAUCUUCAUGCAUCUAAGGAUAUUGGAGAAUCUCAAGAUUAAAAUAAACCAAAGAAAAAAGAAAUGAAUGUCUCCACUGACAAAAAAUCUUAAUGGAAAAUAAGAAUAUUCUGUGAUUACAAUGAUGAAAGAAAUGGCAUGCUUUCAGUUUGUGACAUUAUUUGGAUUAAUUACUCUGAAAAAGAUCUAAACUUGUUAGUGUAGAAGAUAACUGAAAAUGAAAAAGAAGAAAAGUAUCUGUUGAGGUUUGAAGAUUGUGAUUCAACUGAGAAGUAUAAAAAAUUCGUAGGUAAUUCAAAUGGUAUGUUUGUUAUUGAAAGCUAAAAUAUGAUGCAAGGAGGAUUAGUUGAAUGGGAUAACAUGUAUAGAUUAAGACAUCUCACAACAAAUUAAUAUCUUUCUUUGGUAGUUAUGGGAACAAAUGAGGUUGUGUAAGAUGAUAGAUGUUUAGUGUUAUAAACAGAUCCUGAAAAGGCGAGCUAUUUCAAAUUUGAAUUGAUUUAUUCUACAUUAAUUUCAAGAAAUCGCAAAAAUUUAACUAAAUACAUGCAAAAGGACUCUUACUUUAGAAUGUCUGUCAAAGCAUCUUCUAGGGGAAUAAAAGGAGAGGAUGAAGAAGUUUUCUGGUUGAAGACAGCUGACUCCGAUGAGUUUAGAGAAUCUGUGAGAGAAUACCAAGAUGUUAUGAAUUUGAACUCUACUGAAAAAUAAAUUUUCCCUGCUUUUUCGACUAUUAAAAAGGAGGAAAAUGUAUUUAAAUUGAAUAAAGCAAGCUCUAACGAAGUCAGAAUGACUGAAUUCUUGCUUUCCUGCAGAAGGACUAUUAAAAAAACAUUUAUGUAUUUGGAUCCAGAAUACAUAUCAUACAUAGACUAGGGAAAAUUCUAACAAAAAUAUAAAAAAUUCCUUGUAAUGGUUGGUAGGUUAGACAGAUGCUUGGUGGAUUUAAAUAGAUUUUGCCACAAUAAGCUCCGUGCUUACUUAUAUAUUGAUCAAGAAUAUGGUUAAAUUAACAGUUUUAUUUAGAAUGUUCUCAGAGAAUAAUUAUUUAUUGAAUUACUUGUAUCUCUACUUGCACUCGCAUUCCCAACUGUUGAAACUUUGAAUGAAAUUAAAAAGUUUGAGGAGUAGAAAAAUAGAAAACUUAAAUUAGAUAGCACAGAAGCUCGCUUAAUUGAGCAAGAUAAGAGUGUUGCAUUCAACCUUGAAAUUUAGGAAGAAUUUGUUAUGAAGAAAAAAAGAGUUUGCACAUUCAUUUACAAAUUACUUUCUAGUAUUUGUUCUUAAAACAGAAAAAACUAAGAGAAAACUUCACAGUUCUUACCUCUUUUUGCUAUGCAAUCUAAAUACAUCCCUGGUUGUAUGGAAUGCAUAUUUUCUAUCAUUAAAGAUUAUGGUGAUUUACUCUAAAAUUAGCUUCAAACUGAUUUAAAUAUUAAUAAUAUCCCUUCUUCUGAUAAAUAGAAAUAAAUUGUAACUAGAAAAUUCUACACCAACAGCUCAGAUAUUUAAAAGAUUAGCUUAAAGUAUGAAAGAAAUUAUAAAGAUGUUACACGCUUCCUUAAGAUAAACCCUUAGUUCUUUAAGUUAGAUGAAAGAUGGGAUAUGUUUGAGUUCUUCUGCUACUAGUUAAUUGAAACUACAGAUUUCAACACUAAAAGAUCCCUUUUAAAAUUUUUAGGAUUUGCUUCAACAGAUAAAGGAGAUGGUGUUAAUGAAAAUUAAGAACUGAUUUAUUAAUAUUUAAUUCCUGAUAAUGAAGAAUAUAUGUAUGAUAAAGGUUAUCUAAUCAGUAUUAAAAGUGAGGGUCCAGAACUUUUAGUUACACACGAAUAACGCAAGUUAGUUGAUAUUGUUAAGAAACAAAGUUACAAUGUUUCUAAAAAAAUGGUAACCCUAGAAUUAAACUAAAAUAACAAAAAAACUGAUGAUGAGAUAUUGAGCUUUUUCAAUGAUUAAAUGGAAUUUUAUUCAAGUAUGUGCAAUAAGAGAAAUAACACUUGGAAAAAGUUUGUAGACAAAAGUUGUAAGUUUGAGUCAUUAGUUGACACUAUUAUUGAAGAGAAGAUCACAUAUGAUAUUAGAGCUAUCAUUUGCUAGCUACUCAAUAAACUUUAUGUAGAUUAAGAGCCAAAAAGAUUAAAAUAUUUACCUGAACUUUGCAAAACUUUAGAAUAAAGAAAUAUAUAAGAUUGGAAUGAGGAAUAAAUUAAAGAGAAAGAAAUAGAUCAAGAGGAUAAUUAAAUAAAAGAAAAGUUGAUAAAUUAUAUUAAAGCUAAGGCAUAAAUAAUAGAAGACAUUUCUGAUGAAAUUAAGCUUGAUAAAUAGUCAGCAACUGUUUUAUAAGAAAUAAAUUUAAAAGUUCAUUAAAAGUGCAACGAUGUUUAUAAUAAUCUUACUUAUGAAAUAGUUAAGAUGUUAAGAUUAAUGAUUGAUUUUGGAAAAUAUAAUAUUCAUGAUGAUAUUAGUAAAUUUGCCAAAAUGAAAGAAAAAUAUGAAAUGCAAUCAGCUGAAUUCUUUAAAAUCAUUUCAAAUAUAUUAAGUAUAUUUGAGUUUGAUAAAACAUUCCCUGAAGCUCGUAAAAUUCUUUUAAAGAAAAGAGAAGAGGAAAAGUAAUAGGCCUAAAAUAAGCUUUAAGAGUAGGGUGUUAAGACUUUGAAAAAAAUUUUUAAUUUCGCUAUUGAUAUUGUUGGUAUUUCAUAAAGCAGCGAUUUAAGCAAAAAGAAGAAGAAGAAAUAAACAAAUUUCGAAAUAAUGACUGAUGAUAUAAAUAUUUCUGAUAGUUUCCUUAAGCAAACAGAUGUUUUGAAAAAGAUUUUACAAAGAUUCUUUAGCGAUAAUUAAGAUGACGUUGAGUUCAAAAUUAAAUAGGAAAUUUGUGAAAUUUUAAAAUAAUUCCUUAAUUACAAACAAGACUACAUGCUUAAUAGAUUAAAAUACUAGUUUAGCUAUUUAGUAACAGAAAAGCUUGAUACUGUUAAUAAAUUAAAAGGAACCUAAGACGAGUAGGCUAUUAGCUAAACUCUCAAAGAAUUUAAAGAUACUAUUUAAAAUAGCAUAGACGCAUUCAUACCUAGUGUACUUUUAACUGGAACUGAAGUAGAUAAAAAACAAGAAUUUGAAAAGUAGUUCUUAUCUAUGAACUUAAAUAACAUCAAUUCCAAUACUUUCUCACCUCUUAACUUUGGUAAUAAAGCAGGAAAAGAGGCAAAGGACGGAGAUAUUAUUAAUAUUAAUAAAAUUCUUGGCUUUUAGAUUUUGCCAAGUUUGAUACUUCUUUUCUGCUUUACUUAGAAUUACUAAAUGGAAGAAAAGCUUCUUUAAAUUACCACUCGUUUUUAUAAUUAAAGAUAAGAGUUUGCAACUCUCGCAUCUCAACUGCUUAUUCUUUUUGAUUAGGAAAACUAGUAAGUAUUAGAAUUCACAAGAAGCAUCAUAACUAGUAGAUUAGACAAAAAUGUAAAUGAAUCUGAAACUUGGAUGAAAUAACUUGAAGAGAAAGAAAACAUGAAAAUAUUAAAACAAACCAUUAAAGAUAUUUAAUUUUUUGCAGAUAUUCUUUGUAUGGGAACUAAGCCAGAUGUUUAAAUCGAUAAUAAAACUGGAGCUAAGUAAUACACCACUUUACAAGCAGACUUAGUAAAGUCCAACGAUAUAGUAAUUGGAUCAAUGGAUGGACAAAAAAAAUAAAAUGGAUAAUUAGAAAUGGAUCCAAUCAGAUAAGACAUAUUUUAUCACAACAAAGUUCAUAUUUUAGCUAUUAGCUUAAUUAAAGAUUCAAUUUAUUUGUUAGAAGAAUUGGAAUAAUAAUGCAAUCACCCUGGAAAUAGGGAUAGCUAAAGUAAGGCAUCUAAGAUUUACAAUGAAAUGAAAACUUUAUUCAAAACUUGUAUGACAUUCUUAAGGAAUUUCGUCUAAAAAAAUAGCGUCAAUCAAAAUCUUUUAAGUGAAUAUUUGGAGAAAUUGCAUAAGGCUUUGCCUUUUGAGAUUGGUUUAAUGGAGUUAUAUUGGGAAAUAUUCAGAGACAAUAAAAAGAUUUGUUUAGAAAAUCAAGAAAAAAUAGCUGAGGAUUUUAUAAGUCUGAUCUAAAAGAAUGGUAGACAAGCUAAAUAUCUUGAAUUCUUUAUCAUUAUUUAAAAGGCUAAUGAAGAGCAUUUAAUUAAAAAUUAAAAGUUUGUCCUCAACUUGUUUUUGAAUGAUAAAUACAAAAAAGAUCUUUUGUAUUUAGCAGAUACAGAAAAGCUGUCAUUCGAGUUCAGAUAAAUACAUCCAAAUGAUGAACCUUACAUGUAUCACUCUAAAUUAUUAUAAGUUUUGGGUAUGACAACAAUAGGAAAAGAAGGUAUGUAUAUGAGUGAAUAAAAGUUAAGAUCUUAAAUAACAUUAAGGUAUGUUUUCGAUUUACUUAGUACUGUAGAUAAUAUGACUGAUUGCAAAGAAGAAGAUUUCUUUAAUGAUAUGUCAGGCGGAAUAGAAGAAGAAUAGUACAAUUUAUUUGACAAUAAAAAUUAAGGAAAUAAAGAAGUGAUUGUUAAUAUUGACAAAAAAGAAGAUAUGAAUGAUUCUUAAUCUAAACAAUCUUUAGAAAUAGAGAAGUAUGAUAAAUUUGAAGAAAACUAAAUGCCAAACAAUCCAGCUGACACAAGAAUGCAUCAUAAACAAGGCAAUCUCUACCAAAGUGUUGAUCCUCAAAAAAUAAUUUUACUCAAAGUUCCUUUAUUAAAUUAUAUUUACUACACUUUUUUGGAAAGUGAAAAAAUUUCUGAUGAAUUUAAUAAAUAUAUUGCAGAUUUUAUCGAUUACAUUCGUUUUGAGGUUAAUCGUAUCAACUUUUCAAAAGAUUUCAGUGAGCAAUAUUAUGAGUAUUUGAAUGCAUUUUUGUUUAUAUUGUGUGCUUACAAAAAAGCAUUUGCAAAUACUAUGCACUAAACUAACAUAAAGCCAGAUGUAAACCAAAAAGAUAGUGACGUGCAUAAUAUCAAUAAAGAAUUAGCAAAUUUAACUAAGGCUAUAUUGGGUAAACAAAUGAUAUUCUUGAAAAAGGAGGAUGAAUUUGAAAACUUUGCAUUCAAAAAUGAAUAAAUAACCUUAGAAAAAUUCUAGAAAUAUAAGUAAAGAUGGAAAAUAUUUAGAUCUCUUGUGGAAGGAUAGAGAUCUAAAGCUAACAAAUUCGAAGAAGAAAAUGAAAAGCUCGAGUAAUUAGAGUUGUAAAACUAAUAAAGUAGUUUGGUCCGUAAAAAGACAGACAAAAAAAUUGUUUAAAAUAAAAGUGAAAAUUUAGGAAAUAAACUACUAAAGUAGAUGGACUUCUUGGGUUUAGGUAAAAAAGAAGUCAUCGAAAUAGAUCCAGAAUGCACUCUCUUCAAGAAUUUAAAUCAUGACCAUGUAAUUUGGUAAAGACUUUGGAGUGUGUUCCUUGAUUAAUUCUUAAAUUCAGCUCAUCUUAAAUAGUAAAUCGAUACUGAGCAUACUAUUUUCGCAUAAGCUCUUGAUUAAGUUGAAAAUAUUUUUAAAGAAUCACCUGUUGUAAGUGAAGUUAUCAAUAAGAAUGAAAUUUUCAAGAAGCUUAUCAAAUAUCUAUAAAAGUCGUAUAAAGAGUAAAAUGAAAUAUAAACUUUUAGGUUGAUUCUUUGCGCUUUAAGAAACUUCAUUCAGCCACCUGAAGAUGAAGAAAAAGAGCUAGACUAAAAGCAGGAAUAAGAAAAGCAAGAAGAAAUGGAGAAUAACUAAAAUUUCUUAAACUAAAAUAAUGCAACUUACAUGCUUAUGAGUUUGUUAAGUGAUCAUAGCAACCCAAAAUAGAAUGAUGCUGUUUUUGCAGAUUUAAUUCAUUUUGGUAUUGUGUUACUUGAAGAUGGUAAUAAUGAAGUCUAAAAGAGUGUUUACACUUACUUUAUGAAUUUUACUUCUAGCGAAGUAUUCUUUAAGAGAAUCCAUACUAUUUUAACAGAUGAAAUAAUUCGCUUAAAAAGAGAUAUAGUAGAUAAUUCACAAGAAAAUAUUUAUUAUUUCUAAAAGUAAAAUGAUAUAGUUUAUAGUAUUCUAAGAUUCUUACAGCUCUUUGCAGAAGGCCACAAUUUAGAUCUUUAAAAGUACAUGCGCUUACAGACUUAGAAUUAUCACAAUUUUGACUUAAUUGAAGUCAUUAUUGAACUAUUAAAUAACUAUUUCAAAAAGAAAUGCAUUAGGUAUAUUAAGAAUAUGACUCAAUGUUUCGAUACAUUGACUGAGUACAUUUAAGGUCCUUGUAAAGAAAACUAACAUGCUCUUAUUCAAGAUAAUUUCUUAGAUUUAGCCUCUAGUUUGUUUGGUAUAGAUGAAAUUAUGGAUGAACUAAAUUAUUAGAUAUAAAAAGAAAAGGAAAAUGAAAAGAAAGAAGAAAGUGAUAUUGAUGAAAAAAUUUAAAUUAAUAAGAUUGAUGAUAAGAAUAGUGAUUAGCUGCCCAGGUGGGAAGUAGCUAAAUUAAAAUAUAAGUGUUCUAUAACUUUAAUAUCUUUACUUGAGGCGAGAUCCAAAGAAGAUGAUAUUGUCCCACGUAUGAUGAAAACACUAAAUAUCGAUAUUAUUAGAAGAAAUAUUACAGAUAUUUAUAACUAAUUUGUUGAUAUUGGCAAAGGUGAAUAUGUUAGCGAUGUUUUCAACCACUUCGAAUUGGAACCAACUGAAGAGAGCAGUGAAUAAGAAAAGAAUCAAGCAAGUUUCAUUAUAGAAACAGGAUUCAACUUGUUUAUACUAUUAAGCACCUUUAAGGAAGUAAGUAAAGAUGAAGAGGAUCAGAUAAUGAAAAAGAAAAGAAAAAAGAAAGAAGGUAAAGAGGAAGAAAAUCUGCUAAAGAAUAAUAUCAUUAGUGAAGUAUUAUAGAUGGUUUUUAAUUUUAUUGCAUCUUUAAAGAAUACAGUACAGGAGUAAGCCAAUAAUUUAAAUAACUUGAUGAAGACUAAACAAAAAGAAAAUUGGCAUGAUAAAAAAAUGAAAAUAAAGUAAAAUAGAGAUUAGUAAUCAGAUACAGCAUUGAAAUUUUUCGAGAAGCACACCUUACACAUAGAAGUUUUAAGAGAAAAUGAUAACUAGCUGGAAAAAGCAUAUUUCUACUUACCUUAUUUCUGUUAAGAUUUAGAUAAAGAUACUAAAACUAAUUUCAAUAGAAAUGCUAACAGAAUUUCUGUUAAAGCAAAAGUUACCUCUUUGGCUAGUUAAUCUGAUGAUCUAAUUUAAAAAAUGAGACACAAUUACUAGCUUCACAAGUGGCUUGAAAAAGUUUAAUUCCUUUUGAUGCUUAAAGAAAAAAUUGGUCUCUUAAGAAAUUUAGCUUUCCUUCUUGCUAUAGCAAUUAACUUAAUGGUCUUAUUUUCAUUUGAAAGAGUUUAAUAAAGUGAUGGUUCUGUCUAGUCGGUCAAUCUUCAUACCGAAUCAGCUAUUUAAAUUUUAGGAGUUAUACUGAUUGUUUUGAGUGUUAUUGUCGUUCUUUAUUUCCUUGCAUUAAAUGCGCCGCUAUUGAUUAUGAAAGCGUGGGAGGGAUUUGAGAAAUACUCACUGAUAGAAUAUACUUAUAGAAUGUUGCUAACAGUUUAUAACUUGUUAUCAGAUUUUUAUGUCCUUUAUUAUGUAAUCUAUGGUUUAACAGCUAUUGUUGGUACGAUUGUUAGUCCGUUCUUUUUCUUCUUCCACUUGUUUGAUGUCUUAGUACGUUUCCCUGAUUUAUUAAAUGUAGUAAAAGCAGUUUGGAUCCCUAAAAAGGCUAUCCUUUUCACAUAUUUCUUGUUCUUAGUGCUGAUGUAUGUUUUUACUUUGUUUGGUUAUUACUGGUUAUAUGAGUCUUAUCCUGGAGAUUUUUGUGAAAGUACAUUUGUUUGUUUACUCACUGCUAUAGAUAGAUCAUUUAAAUUUGAUGGUGGUCUCGGUGGAUAUCUCAAUCCAACUACAUAACAAGACAGCACUGGUUACUUCUUAGUGAGAUUCUUCUUUGAUAACCUUUAUUACAUCCUCCUUAUGAUUAUUAUGAUUAACAUUGUAUCAGGUAUUAUUAUUGAUUAGUUUGGUGAGGGUAGAGAUGAACUGAGAGUUUAUAAUUAAGAUCUAAUAUAUAAAUGUUUUAUUUGUGGUUUUUCAAAUGAGGAAAUAGAAAAGAAUUCAGAUUAAAAUUAAGAUUUUAAAUCUCAUAUCAAGGAAGAUCAUUAUAUGUGGAAUUAUCUUUAUUACAUAGCUUAUCUUAAAGAUAAAACAAAAACUGAAUACACAGGUAUUGAAAGUUAUGUUGCUGAUAAGUUAGCUAAAAAAGAAAUUACCUGGUUCCCAACUAAUAGAGCUUUAUGCAUGAGCAAGAAUGUUUCUGUAAAGUAAAACUAAGAAAUAUUUACAUAACUCUAAGAUAUCGCUAAAUCAUAAGAUAAAAUAAGACAAACAUUAGAUUAAGUAAACACAACUUUAGACUAAUUCUAAGUUGAUAAUUAGGGAGAAGUUUUAAAAAAUUAGCAUAAAAAAAAAGAUGAAAUCCUUCCUUAAAUUUUAAAUUGA
Tetrahymena thermophila SB210 is the source of this 9171-nucleotide messenger RNA. RefSeq names its product zinc finger, C2H2 type family protein. Gene Ontology annotation, cellular component: membrane; endoplasmic reticulum. The record is from RefSeq and is a predicted model, not a curated record. Gene Ontology annotation, biological process: calcium ion transmembrane transport. Lineage: Eukaryota; Ciliophora; Oligohymenophorea; Hymenostomatida; Tetrahymenidae. The transcript is spliced from 26 exons. Gene Ontology annotation, molecular function: inositol 1,4,5 trisphosphate binding; inositol 1,4,5-trisphosphate-gated calcium channel activity.